This is a messenger RNA of Dipodomys ordii (Ord's kangaroo rat), 2456 nucleotides long. It is a transcript of the gene Cx3cl1, whose product is annotated as chemokine (C-X3-C motif) ligand 1. The record is from RefSeq and is a predicted model, not a curated record. The transcript has 3 exons. Gene Ontology annotation, biological process: positive regulation of GTPase activity; cellular response to tumor necrosis factor; G protein-coupled receptor signaling pathway. Gene Ontology annotation, molecular function: chemokine activity; CCR chemokine receptor binding. Bases 9 to 1208 code for a protein of 399 amino acids. Gene Ontology annotation, cellular component: extracellular region. Lineage: Eukaryota; Metazoa; Chordata; Mammalia; Rodentia; Heteromyidae.
CCUCCGCCAUGGCUCCCAGCCCGCUGCCCUGGCUGCUGCGCCUGGCCGCGCUGUGCCAUCUGACCGCGCUGCUGGCUGGACAGCACCAGGGUGUAACGAAAUGCAGCAUCAUGUGCCACAGGAUGACCUCCAAGAUCCCAGUGAAAUUACUCGGCCGGUACUGGUGGAACCAGGAGUCGUGCGGCAAGCGUGCCAUCAUCUUGGAGACAAUAGAACACAGACACUUCUGUGCUAACCCAGAGGAGCCGUGGGUCCAAAAAGCGAUGAAGCAACUGGACGAGAGAGCGGUUACACUGAGUCAGAAUGGUGGUACAUUUGAGAAGCAAAUCGGUGUGGUGAAGCUGGGGACCAACCCCACCUCCAGGGGACCUCCCCAGCCUGCCAUGGUAGAGGCUGCCGCCACCGGGGAGAGCAAGAGUUCCGAGCUGACUGCUUCUUCCCAGGAGGCCUGGAGGCCCACAGGGACAUCCCCAGAGCUGCUGGUAGAAGUGACUACAUCCUUGAGGACCGGGCAGCCCCCAACGUCCCAGGCUUACGAUGGAGAGCCUAUAGGCAGGCCUGAGGGCACUGAGAUUUCCAAUGCAGGUUCCACGUCUACUACCAUGGAGUGGCAGGGCUCCGGCCUCCGGGUUGAAACCCCCUCCUUGCAGGCCCUUUCCACCCAGGCCCCCUCCACUCAGGCCUCCUCCAUCCAGACCCCCACCAUUUCACAGCUAGCCCCAGAGGAGAAUGUUGGGUCUGUAGGCCAACCAGUAUGGGUCCAGGAACAGAGCCCCAGCCCGGAGAACUCUCUGGAACCUGAAGAGAUGGGUCCUGCUCCAGCUUACACCAGUGUUUUCCAGGACUGGGUGCCUGGUAGUAUGGCUCAUCCUUCUGUGAACUCCCUCUCCUCUGAAGGGGCCCCCAGCAAGGAACCAGUGGCUUCUGGUAGCUGGUCCCCCAAGGCUGAGGAGCCCAUCCAUGCCACAGCAGACCCCCAGAGGCUCAGUGUCCUGAUGACUCCUGUCCCCGACUCGCAGGCAGCCACCCGGAGGCAGGCGGUGGGGCUGCUGGCCUUCCUUGGUCUCCUCUUCUGUUUGGGGGUGGCCAUGUUUGCUUACCAGAGCCUUCAGGGCUGCCCCCGCAAGAUGGCGGGGGAGAUGGUGGAAGGUCUUCGUUACGUCCCCCGCAGCUGUGGCAGCAACUCAUACGUCCUGGUGCCAGUGUGAGCAGUCCACCUGUUGGCAUCCUGUUGUUUGAUUCAGAAGGUGCCUGGGGCCCCCCCACCUUCAUUCCCACCCUCACCCCUGGGCCUGGACUGAGCUGGAAUGAUAGGAAUGGAGAGCCAGGGUCCUCCAGCUGCUCCAAGACCCCAGGGGUGGCCCAGGAGGCCACCCUUGACCUUUCUCCACCUACCAGGGGCAGAGGAGGUGGCCUUCGAUGCUCCCAGACCUGCACACUCCUCUGCUGCUGGCUGGUUAGAGGCUCCCUAACACCAUCCCAGCCCCAGUGAACAAUUAUUUAUUGACUGCCCAGCUCCUGAUCCUCUUCACCCUAUGAGCACGUGGUCCUCCCAUCUCCCAAAGAAGCAGCUGGCCCGGCCCCUCCUCCAGGACCCCUUUCUUCCCCGAGACCUCCUGCAUCUCCUGGUCCUGCUGCAGUCGCCAGCCACCCCGGGCAGCUGCGGUGCUAUCUCUCUCUCUCUUCCUGACCCUUGUACAGAACCCACCUCCCAACCCAGGUCCUGUCUUGUCUUGCAUGAGGCCAGUGCUGUGUGUCCUGGGACUGCUGCCUGCAAAGCUUCUGGUGUCACAGAGAGCCAGAUGAGAGUGUUUGGUGGCUUUGAGGUGGUGUUUUGUUUUGUUUUGUUUUUUUGUUUAUUUUUCCUGGUAGUAAAAGUUUGCUUUGUCUGAAGACUAGGCUUCCAGCCCCAGCUCCACCCUCCACCCAACAGGACAGCCAUCUGUAAAGGAGAGGAGGGAUGGCUGGCAGGUGGCAAUAACUUGCACAUACUGACACUACUCAUCCCUUGGAUCCAGCCCCUGGAUGCAGCUCCCAGCCCUCAGCAGCAGAGCACGAAGGACAGCCGCAGAUGUCCAUUGGACUGGCACUUCUUUGGACCUUGUAGGCUGGGCAGCUGUAGGAGUUAGAAGGCAGCUCUGAAGGCCCCUCUGUGCCCUGGCCAGACUCCCUGUUCACCUCCACAGCCCUUCCAGAAGGAUGAGGAGUGGGGUGGGGCAGGAGGCAGCACCCCCCCCCACCUCUAGGCCAUGAUGCUGUGUAAAAGGAGCCAGGAGUAAGCGGCUGGAGGGGGCCACACUUGGGGCAUCUGUGUGGGGACUCAUGCAGCAAUGGCUUGCUGUGGUCCCACAUAGCCAGGGGUUUUUCUGUGGUCCCAGUCCCCUUCCCCUUCUACUUUUGUUUUUUCCCCUCGGUUGUGGGGGCUUGAACUCUGGGCCGCAGCCUUGUCCUUGAGC